GGCAAUAAUAGAGGGUAGACAUGUGCGAAUGCCAAUGGGGUGGGUGUGUCUCCAUGCAUUCUAGCAAGAUGUUGCAGAGGAUUGCUGUGAGGAUCUGGAAGGGAUAUGUGUCCAUCCUUGACUCAAGACCACUCUUAACACAAGCCAUCACCACUGGUGUUGUGUGUGGUCUGGGUGAUGUGAUAGCACAAUCGUGUGUGGAAGGAAGAAGAUGGAAACAGUAUAGCUUGCAGAGAACAGCCAAAAUGGCUGCAAUUGGACUCUGUUUCACGGGUCCAGUUUUGAGAACGUGGUUUCUGACUUUGGACAAGUAUCUUGGUCCAUCUACGACCUCGGCAGUAGUUCUGAAGAAAGUGUUUCUGGAUCAAGUGGCUUUUGCCCCUCUUCUUGUUGGUUCACUGUUAUCGUUGUUUGCACUCUCUCAGAGUUUGAGCAUUUCACACGUCAAGGAGAAACUCAGAGGGGAUUACUUCAAUUUGCUGUUUGCCUCCUACAAGCUGUGGCCAUUUGUUCAGGUCGUGAACUUUUAUUUCAUACCUCUCAAGUUCAGAGUGAACUUUUUAAACAUUAUCUCACUAUUUUGGAACACUUAUGUAGCUUGGCUAGCCAACCGCCCUCUUCCCAACCAACAAGAUGACAAGUUCAAUCAGACAAAAUAAUUAUUCAAUAUUUAAUAUACAAAUCUCUGUCUGUGUAUAAAUUAUCACGAGUUAUUUCUUCUUUUUGUUUCCCUUUCUCUUUGAAGGUGUAUUUUUUUCCUUG
Molecule: messenger RNA, 762 nt
Organism: Halichondria panicea
Lineage: Eukaryota; Metazoa; Porifera; Demospongiae; Suberitida; Halichondriidae
Product: protein Mpv17-like
Exons: 4
Coding region: 21-659 (212 amino acids)
Biological process (GO): cellular response to reactive oxygen species
Cellular component (GO): cytoplasm; membrane; mitochondrion
Source: RefSeq, a predicted model, not a curated record